Molecule: messenger RNA, 834 nt
Organism: Arxiozyma heterogenica
Lineage: Eukaryota; Fungi; Ascomycota; Saccharomycetes; Saccharomycetales; Saccharomycetaceae
Gene: NBP1
Product: Nbp1p
Exons: 1
Coding region: 1-834 (277 amino acids)
Source: RefSeq, a predicted model, not a curated record
AUGGUUCCUGAGGCUAUUAAAGGAUUGUAUAAAAAAUUUUUUAACACAAGUGACAAUACCAUACAAGAUAAAAGAAAAAAAGAAUAUGGUAAUCUUAAUGAAAUUAGGUUCCAAAGGAGAAUACCUAGUUCCAUAAAAAGAUAUCGUAUAAACAGAAAAUCUUUGAAUAAAUGUAGAGUACCUUUGAAACAGUCUAGAGAUUCUUUAUUGUAUACACUUAACAUAGGCAAUUCUUUGAAUCAUUUUGUUAAAAAUUUAAAAUUCAUCUUUUCUAAUGAUGCAGAAAACAUCACCAAUAUGAGGGUAGCAUGUGAGAAUUUUAGUUUAUUAUCAAAUAAUUCAAAUGCUAUUCAUGAUAGCAGUUAUAUUAAUAGAAAUAAAAUAAUACGAGAAAGAAUUAGACAAAGUAGAUCUUUUAAAAAAAAGUUGGCAGAAAGAGAUUAUGAUCGAAGACAGUUAAAUGCAUUGAAGAGAUCUUUACUGAGGAAAGAGAAAGACCAGUCUUAUUCUUAUGCAAGUUUUAACGACUCUGAAUUAAAUAAUGACAAGAUUCUAUUAUUACAAAGACAAAAUAAAAGACUGAAGAAAGAAUUACUGCAACGAGAAUCUGAACUAAGAAUCCUAAAAAAAGAAUUAAAAUUUCUACAAAAACAUACUAAUUUUAUUAACAGAGAUACAAUACCAAGUAUACCAAAUACAAAUUCUAAUGAUAUUAAUAAAAUGUAUAAAACUAAUCAUAAUAUAGACAAAUACUAUCCUAUUGAUAAUAUUAUAGAAGAAAGAAGUAAAUCAUUUUCUCCGGUUCAAGUCGAUUAUUCACAGUAUUCCAGGUAA